UUUGUCGUACGAUACUGUUCGUCGUACGAUAAACUUUGUCAAGAUUUAACUUUUUCGUACGACACAAAGAAGCACGUCAUACGAUUGUCUAGUCACAAAAGAGAUGGAUAAUAUAUAGCUUAAAAGAAGAGACAUUCACUCGACGUAAAACGUUUAUUAAUACUUAUUUUGAAAGAAAGUAAUAAUAUUUAUCGCCGUUCGUCAUUAUCUUGUAGAAAGCGUAAUUUUGAUUACAUAAUGGAGGACGAUAUGUUCAAACUUUGCGUAGAUUGUGGUGAAUAUCCAAUUGAUGACGAUCAUGAGUGUGAAUUGCCGGAUACAAACAAUGAUGAUUCAAAUUUGGUAUCGUCACCAAUUGAAACAACUUUGACCGAAGUCCAAAAUGUGGAAGAAUUAAUUAAUGAAGUCUUUAAGCGAACACCAUUGUGGGACAGUACUUUACCUUAUGAAAAACGAGGUCCAUCCAGGACAAAAUUGUUAUGGUCAGCGAUUGAUAAAAAACUAAAUUUACGUCCAGGUACUGCGAAUGUUAAAUGGCGUAAUUUACGAGAUACUUACGUCAGAAAAUUAAGUGAACAGAAAAAGUACAUUCCAAGUGGAAGCGCUGCUGAAGCUAAGCCUAAAGUAUCAGGGCCAUAUUUUGAACUGUUAGGAUUUUUAAGACCAACAGUAAUGCGUAGAAAGACAUUUAGUAACAUAAGCCCACCUGCAUCUUUCAGUACUAAUAGUGAUAAACGUUACAUAGAGCAACAAUUAGAAAAGCUAAAUAGUAAUACGAGUUUAACAGCUUCCAGAAGCAACAGUAAUAAAAGUUGUACAUUCUCAGGAAACUGAUAUAUAACAUCAAGUCCAAAUUUAAGUGAUACAGGAGCUUCAGACAGUUCUUUGCAAGGAAACGUUGAUUAUUGUAACCAACGUAAAUUUAGAGCAGAUUAUUCACCAACACAACAAAAUGUAAAUUCGAUGAUAAAGAUAGAAGAGACUGAAAUAUCAAAAAAUAUACCAAAUAGCAGCUGUAAGAAUACAGCUAUAAAAAAUCUUAAAAUGUCAGGUAUGAGUGUAAUCCCUCCUAUUUUGUAUAUAUCCCAAUGACAUAUUUAUGUGUGCAUGUGUUAAAAUAUCUAUAA
Molecule: messenger RNA, 1127 nt
Organism: Camponotus floridanus (Florida carpenter ant)
Lineage: Eukaryota; Metazoa; Arthropoda; Insecta; Hymenoptera; Formicidae
Exons: 4
Coding region: 238-834 (198 amino acids)
Biological process (GO): regulation of transcription by RNA polymerase II
Cellular component (GO): nucleus; transcription regulator complex
Source: RefSeq, a predicted model, not a curated record